AUGAAGGUCACCGAGGGAACACGCUGGCGCGCCGGCCUCCCAGGCGUCACUUGGAAAGCCGGCAUCGAAGUCUCGCAGAUUGUCAAGGAGACGCCCGACGAGCUCCAGUUCCUCGUCUCGCCGCAGCAUGUCGCGCACCGCGCGCACACGGUCAACUCGGGCGUCAUCACCGUGACGGUGUCGUCGCCGCUUGACGAUGUGAUCAAGGUCCGCAUCGACCACCACUCGGGCCGCAAGGACCCCGGGCCGAACUUUGAGCUGUUCCCCGACGGCGCGCCGGAUGCGCCCAAGACGUCUGUCUCGCGCCCGACCAAGCAGUCGAUCAAGUUCACGUCGGGCAAGCUCUCGGUGAAUGUCAACACUGCGCCCAAUGAGUACGGCAUGGAGUUUGUCGACGCGACCAACGCCGAUGAGCCCAAGGUCCUCACGUCGGUCGGGCCGCAAGACACGUCGUUUGCAGACGUGCCCUACCGCUUCACGCUCGGCCAGGAGUCGGAGCAGAGCCGACUGACGACUGAGAACGACACGCUGCCCCGCCAGAACGGCAACUUUAUGCUCGAGGGCCGCAGCGAGGCGCUCGUCAGGUACAUGCUCAACGACUUUUCGCUCGUCGUCGGCGAGACGAUCUACGGCCUCGGCGAGCGGUUCGGUACGUUUGUGAAGAACGGCCAGGUCGUCGGCAUGUUCAACGACGACCACGCGUGCCACUCGCACAAGACGUACAAGAACAUUCCGUUCUACCUGUCGUCGCGCGGUUUCGGCGUCUUUGUCAACCACCCCGAGGAGGUCGAGUAUGAGAUUGGCCGCGGGUACAACUCGAAGAUUGGCGUCAGCGUCCGCGGUGAGCGCCUCGAGUACUUUAUCAUCGGCGGCGGGUCGGCGAAGGCAGCGCUCCAAAACUAUGUCCGCAUGGUCGGCCGUCCUGCCCUCCCACCGGCAUGGACGUUCGGCCUGUACCUCACCACGUCGUUCACCACGUCGUACGAUGAGGCAACGGUGUCGCACUUCCUCCAGAAGAUGCAGGACAACGACUGUCCCGUGCGCGUGUUCCACCUCGACUGUUUCUGGAUGGAGGCGUACGACUGGUGCUCGUUCCGCUGGGACCCAGUCGCGUUCCCCAACCCGCGCAAGUACCUCGCCGACAUCAAGGCCAAGUUUGGCGUCAAGAUCUGCGCCUGGGUCAACCCGUACAUCUCGCAGCGCACCCACCUGUUCCAGGAGGGCAUGGACAAGGGGUACUUUGUCAAGCGUACCGACGGCAGCGUGUGGCAGUGGGACUGGUGGCAGCCUGGCAUGGCCGUCGUGGACUUUAGCAACCCCGAGGCGUACAAGUGGUAUGCUGGGCUGAUCCGCGAGCUGCUCGACACGGGCGUCGACACCGUCAAGACCGACUUUGGAGAGCGCAGCCCCCACAAGGACGUCACGUUCCACGACGGCUCGGACCCGCGCAAGAUGCACAACUACUACUCGUACCUGUAUAACAAGUGCGUGUGGGACGUCAUCGAGGAGAAGUACGGCAAGCACGAGGCUGCGCUGUGGGCCCGCUCGGCUACGGCUGGCGGACAGCGGUUCCCGAUCCACUGGGGCGGCGACCCCUACUCGACAUGGGAGGGCAUGGCCGAGACGCUGCGCGGCGGGCUGUCGCUCGGCUUGUCCGGCUUCAGUUUCUGGAGCCACGAUAUCGGCGGAUUCCGCGGCUCGCCCGACCCGGUCCUCUUCUGCCGCUGGGUCGCGUUCGGCCUCUUUUCUUCUCACUCGCGCCUGCACGGGUGCGACAGCUACCGCGUGCCGUGGGACUUUGGGGACGAGGCCGUGCGGAUCACGAGCAAGAUGACGCACGAGAAGAUGCGCCUCAUGCCGUACAUCUUUGGCGCGAGUCUCCAGGCGCACGAGACGGGCCUGCCGCUCAUGCGCGCCAUGGUGCUCGAGUUCCCCGACGACCUGACGGCCCCCACGCUCGACAAGCAGUUCAUGCUCGGCGACUCGCUGCUCGUCGCGCCUGUGUUCGGCAACACGGCCCAGUUCUAUAUCCCCGAGGGACGCUGGACCAACUACUGGACCGGGGAGACGAUCGACGGCCCCCGCUGGGUCCAGGAGAAGGACUACCCCCUCGACGAGAUCCCGCUGUACGUCCGCCCUGGCAGCGUGCUCCUCCUCGGGCCUGAGAAGAUCGGCGUGCCAGACUACGACUACACGUCUGUCGGGCUCGAGGUGCGCGCGUUCGAGGUCGAGGAGGAGGUCACUGUGCGUGUCCCCGCUGCCACUGGUGGCAAGUGGGCCGGCAGCGUGACUGUUGCUCCUGGUGGCAAGGUGGCUGCUACUGGCGUCAAGAUCGCUCAGCGCGUCACCAACGGCCACUAG
Messenger RNA from Vanrija pseudolonga, 2361 nucleotides. RefSeq names its product Alpha-xylosidase. Gene Ontology annotation, biological process: carbohydrate metabolic process. The record is from RefSeq and is a predicted model, not a curated record. The transcript is spliced from 4 exons. The coding region runs from base 1 to 2361 and encodes 786 amino acids. Gene Ontology annotation, molecular function: carbohydrate binding; hydrolase activity, hydrolyzing O-glycosyl compounds. NCBI's taxonomy places the organism in Eukaryota, Fungi, Basidiomycota, Tremellomycetes, Trichosporonales, Trichosporonaceae.